Plasmodium gallinaceum is the source of this 435-nucleotide messenger RNA. RefSeq names its product 40S ribosomal protein S16, putative. Gene Ontology annotation, cellular component: cytosolic small ribosomal subunit; ribosome. NCBI's taxonomy places the organism in Eukaryota, Apicomplexa, Aconoidasida, Haemosporida, Plasmodiidae. Gene Ontology annotation, molecular function: RNA binding; structural constituent of ribosome. The coding region runs from base 1 to 435 and encodes 144 amino acids. The record is from RefSeq and is a predicted model, not a curated record. Gene Ontology annotation, biological process: maturation of SSU-rRNA from tricistronic rRNA transcript (SSU-rRNA, 5.8S rRNA, LSU-rRNA); translation. The transcript is spliced from 2 exons.
AUGACAACAAAAGUAAAAAGAGUUCAAACAUUCGGAAAAAAGAAAACUUCUGUUGCUGUAGCUACUGUAACCAAUGGAAAAGGAUUAAUAAAAUUAAAUGGUAAAAAUUUAGAUUUAGUUGAACCAUAUAUUUUAAGAACAAAAGUAUAUGAGCCAUUAUGGUUAAUUGGAUCUUCAAAGUUAAAAAAUUUAGAUAUUCGUAUAAGAGUUAAAGGAGGUGGUCAAACUUCUCAAAUUUACGCAAUAAGACAAGCUAUUGGUAAAGGAAUAAUUUCAUACUAUCAAAAAUAUGUUGAUGAAUCUACAAAAAAAGAAUUAAAAGAUAUUUUAUUAAGAUAUGAUAGAACAUUACUAGUUGGAGAUACAAGAAGAUGUGAACCAAAAAAAUUUGGUGGAAAAGGUGCUCGUGCAAGAUAUCAAAAAUCAUACAGAUAA